Alligator sinensis (Chinese alligator) is the source of this 2370-nucleotide messenger RNA. It is a transcript of the gene HMBS, whose product is annotated as hydroxymethylbilane synthase. The transcript is spliced from 14 exons. Gene Ontology annotation, cellular component: cytoplasm. The record is from RefSeq and is a predicted model, not a curated record. Gene Ontology annotation, biological process: heme biosynthetic process. The coding region runs from base 363 to 1328 and encodes 321 amino acids. Lineage: Eukaryota; Metazoa; Chordata; Crocodylia; Alligatoridae. Gene Ontology annotation, molecular function: hydroxymethylbilane synthase activity.
AGUCCAGUCCCGCCCCGCCCCGCCGUACGCGGGGUGGCCCCGCCGGGGCUUGGUGCGGCCCGCGGCGCGGGAGCGGAGCCUCCCGGCAGCCGGACGGACCGGGCGCUUGCUUUAUUGGUGGCGGCGCCAUCGCGGCUCUGGGCGCCGGGCUCCAGCUCUCGCACGCUCACAACUGCCGGAUCAAUUGUUUUGUGUCUUAAAGUUCAACAGAUUUAAAGCUGGGUUCAGACGGAUUCCACUUCAUUAGGGAUCCCGGGGCGCUUGCCAUUUCUGAGGACGAAAAUGGCCUGAAAGACAGAAUUAUCCGAGUGGGCACCAGGAAGAGCCAGCUGGCUCGGAUUCAGACUGACAGUGUGGUCGAGAUGCUCUGCAAGCAAUACCCUGGCCUUCACUUUGAGAUAGUUGCCAUGUCAACAACUGGAGAUAAGAUUCUGGACACGGCUCUUUCCAAGAUCGGGGAGAAGAGUCUUUUUACCAAAGAGCUGGAAAAUGCACUAGAAAGAAACGAAGUUGACCUGGUGGUUCACUCCUUGAAGGACCUGCCAACAUCGCUUCCCCCUGGCUUUACUAUUGGUGCCAUCUGCAAAAGGGAAAACCCACAUGAUGCUGUUGUGUUUCAUCCUAAGAGCUGUGGGAAAACACUCAAUGCCCUCCCUGACAAGAGUGUCAUUGGAACCAGUUCACUUCGGCGUGCAGCACAGCUCAAAAGGAGCUUUCCUCAGCUGGAGUUCAGGGAUAUUAGAGGGAAUUUAAACACCCGCUUAAAAAAGCUGGAUGAGAAGGAGGAUUUCAGUGCUAUAAUCCUUGCUGCAGCUGGACUGAGGAGGAUGGGCUGGGAGAAUCGGAUUGGUCAGAUUCUAAACCCUGAGGAUUGUCUUUAUGCUGUUGGCCAGGGUGCCUUAGCAAUAGAAGUUCGAGCCAAAGACCAAGAGAUACUGGAUAUGGUAUCUGCCCUGCAUGAUGGGGAGACAGUGCUGUGCUGCAUUGCUGAGAGAGCCUUUAUGAAACAUCUGGAGGGGGGAUGUAGCGUCCCUGUUGCAGUCAGCACCCUACUGAAAGACUCCCAGUUGUAUUUGACAGGAGCUGUCUACAGCUUGGAUGGAUCAGAUAGCCUGAGAGAAACUAUGCAGACCAGUGUUAAUUACCCACAGCAGAAUGAAGAUGGACCCAAUGAUGAUGUGCAGCACGUUGGUAUCACAGCCAAGAACAUUCCUCAUCGUGCUCAAGAGGCUGCAGAGAAGCUAGGUACCGAACUAGCCAGCUUGCUGCUGAGCAAGGGAGCCAAGCACAUCCUCAAUGUGGCAAGGCAACUCAAUGAUGCCCGCUAAACCCACCCAUUAGUAGCACUCAUGGGCAUGAUUCCUGCAAUCUUGCUGGGAGGUUUGAUGGAUAAAUGGGGGACUAAGCCUCUGUGGCUCCUGAGUAAUCACCCAUUGAGUCUUGAAGUCUUAGGUCAGACUUCAAAUAAUAAACUAGUUCCUGUAGGGGUCCGGAUUCUUGUUGAUAAGACUUAAUUGUAUUAGUGUUUCUCCUACUCAGACUCUCUUUUUUGGGAAGUCUUAUUUCAACAGCUUAAUUUUGUCCUAGAAAAUUUACCAAAAAGCUUGAAAACUGUCAUUUUAAAAUACAGUAAUAACUGAACACAAUCUUAAGUCAAGGACAGCACUGUUAAAAGGCUGAAAGAAGCUAGGGAAGGCUCCAUGACCAGCUGAAGUUUGUGUGCAUUCUCUUUGGGCCCAGUCUUGAAGCCAUCCAAUAAUUGGCAAAGAAGCUCAAAGGGUAAGAAGUCUUCACCUUUAACAUGAAGAAUUCGUGUUGCUGUCACUCAAAGAAUUUAAUGGGUGAAACUUGAGAGAUUUUGAUUAUUGGACUUAACUGCAACAGGCACCAAUUUAAUUGUAUUUGAAAACCAUUUGGUAACCUGUUGCCAGAUAGAAUCAGUCAGUCAGGAACGGGGCACGUUUAUCUUGAAGUUCAACAUCAGGAACUUAGCUUCUAAAUUAAAAGUCAGUAGAAAGUUUAGACUUGAGAAUACACACAAGUUGAACUUUACUAAUCUUUCCAGAUUUAGUUGCCAGUUCCUUCUAUAAAGACCACAGAUGGGACUGUACUUUCCACUAGUGAGUCUGCAUCUGCUCCAGAAAGGACCAGUGCCUUCUAGAAACAUUUACAUUGCAUUGUACAGGAAUCCUGCUCUGCAAGUGAAAGUUAAUUUUUUACAUCUGUGCAAUAUCCACUGAAUGUAACAACCACUGAAUAGCCUAAAAAAGUUCUAAUUUAUGUUCAUUUAAGAUGCCUUUCCUCAGAAGAAGGGUUGCCAUUUACACUGUUUCUAGCCAAGUGGUAGGUCCAAAUAAACCCUUCACAUGA